Onychostruthus taczanowskii (white-rumped snowfinch) is the source of this 4504-nucleotide messenger RNA. RefSeq names its product chromogranin B (gene CHGB). The transcript is spliced from 5 exons. Lineage: Eukaryota; Metazoa; Chordata; Aves; Passeriformes; Passeridae. Gene Ontology annotation, cellular component: secretory granule. The coding region runs from base 2354 to 4219 and encodes 621 amino acids. The record is from RefSeq and is a predicted model, not a curated record.
CAUAGAUUCUAUGGGGGUUUAUUACUAAAUAUUUUUUCCUGUUUAUGCCAUCAAACAGAUCAGGUAUUUCUUUACAUCCUUUACAUCCUUUGUGGCUGUUGUGCUUUCAAAUGUUGAACUGGUUAAACAUUAACUUCAAGAACUUUCUAGUACUCCUGCAAAUCAAUAUGCCUAAAUUUCAGUGAUCCUGCCUAGGAAGACACUGUGACAUUUUGAUGAGGAAUGACACUGCACUGAGUCAUCUGCGCUGAUGAAACAAAGCCAUGUGGGGAUUUCAUCAGGGACCCACCUGAAGAUCUGUUCUAAUCUUGGAGAUGCAAGCAAAAACCGUGUGAAUUUGUCCUGCAUUUAUCAUUUCUUAUGAUAUUCAUCAACUCUCAGCACUUAGGCAAAAUCAAAUAAUCUGAUGGCGACUGCCUGGGCAGCCUUAGUUCAGGAGGGUAAAGCAGAGCCAGAGCUUAGCUGUGGUUUGUUCCUUGCUGUGUGUUCAGGUGCAAGGUUUCCAUGCUGGCACGUGCUCCGGCUUUGCUCUGCUCUGGAACCCUGCCGUGCUCCCGUCUGCUGUGCUCCUGCAAGGCCACGGCUGGGUGCCCUGCUGCCUGAGCCUGCUGUCCCUGUCAGGGUGACGGCCUCACCCCCUGAGCACGCGUGGAGAGGGAGGCAGCCGUGUUGGCCAGCUCCUUCAGGUGGCAGGUGCCCCGAGGGAGCUCUUGCCAGCUGGCGUGGGCUGGCACUGCCAACACCUGGGGAAAGUGGGGCAUUGCUGGCUCCCCACUGCCUUCCUGGCUCAGCCCUGGCAGAGCAGCUGCCUCAGUGUGUUAUUUCAGGCUCUGGCAUGGAUUGGAGGCUCAUCCUGUUUCUCCAGACAGGUUAAUAUGACAUUUGCCCAAUACCAUUUGGUUCUCCUGACGUUUAUGAUGCUCCCUCUUUGUUCAUGUUGGCUUUCGCUGUUAACCAAGCUCUUGGGAGCUUUUGAAUGGCAGCAAAGACAGUGGGUACAACCUGGUUUUGUCUUCCUGUGCCACUGACAGCACUCAGGGGGUGGCCUGAAGUAGGAAAAGAUGUCCAGGAGUUUGUCUGCUCUGUGCUUUAACCCAUCACCUGAGUGUCACUCACAGGAGAUGUGCUGUGACUGCAUCACUCAAAGGACAAAAUCAGAUGUUUGCCCUGGAGCUGUCAGGUUUUCAUAGGGGCUGGAGGAGCAGAAGAGCCUCCCCAAAAAGAGUCCGUGAAGGGGCUCAUACCUGUGCUUUCAAGUGAGUGGAGCCUGGGAGCAGCUCCUGCUGUAAGAACAGCAUCCCCAACACCUGCGGGAUUGAGAGAAUGUCUUUUUAAGAAUAACACUUGUUUUGGUGGGAGGGGCUUUGUCUCCUGCCCCGCUGUAUGUGCGUGCUGCUCCUCCUGCCUGCAGCAGCCUGGAAAUCUGCUACAAUCAUUUGCAUAUUGGGUUAUUAAAGGAGCUCGGAGCUGCCUCAGUCAGCUCUGAACGCCAGGGAUGGGGGAGAGGGUUGGCUCUGAGCAGCACCAUCUCCCCUCACACACCACCUGGCACUCUGGGGGAGGGAUGCAGUGCUAUUUUAGGGGAAUCCCUUCUGUGCUCUCCUUGUGUGGGUUCCCUUCUCUGAUGGCACUUGUAUACGCAGGGAAGGGAUGGGGGCUGGAGAUGCACAUCCCUGCAUGUGUGUUUGGGGGAGAGCACAGAAAUAUCAGGAGUUAUUAGUGUAUGAUGCUCAGCUAUUACACUCUGAGUCAGUGCUCCAGGGGAUGUCUGCUUCCUCUGCCAGCACAGAGAAUAAAAAGGUUGUGCUGCUUUAAAUAGUGUCAGGCUACGUGCUCCCAUCUUCCUUGGGACAGUGCUCAUUCUCCUGAUGUUGAGAGGUGAAACUAACCUCCUUUAUCUCCAUGAUGUGCUCAUCUAUUGUGCUUUAUCUUCAUGUGUGUUCAUCUAUUUCAGGAGGUCUCUCACUGACCCAGCAGAGAGAGUUCACAGUUGUAUUUAGGACCCGUGUAAGGACUUCAGAGCUGCACCUUAAGUGUGUGUGUGUGUGUGCUGUGAUUCUGCACCGUGUGGGAGGCUGCACAGCCAGGAUUCAACAGGCCCUGCUUCCACACACUGCUGUGGGGCUGGCAGAGGUGCUUAACCUCACUCCUGGAAAUCUCCAGGUGCAUGGGAAUUGACACAGUUUAUUAAUAACACACAGCAGCCAAGCUCAUUAACCAGCUGGAGACAUUGCAGCAGUGAUGGCAAAAUCAGGCAGCACGGAGGUUUUAUUGGCAGUAGCUUCUUUCCAAAAGCAAAUUCCUUGGCCCAGGUGCCAGCACAGUUCCAGUGGAAAAAGACCAUACUGAAGAAAUGGUAACCCAGUGCAUUGUGGAGGUUCUGUCCAACGCUCUCUCUAAGCCAAAUGCACCCCCCAUUAAUCCUGAAUGCAAAGAAAUCCUGAAGAAGGGUGAUAAAAAUGACAGAGAGAGAAGUGAAAACGAACAGCCUGAAGUGAGGCAUCCCAAAGACCCAGCAGAAACUGGAAAACAUCCUACUGGGAGCGUGGAGAAAGAACAAAGGCAGGCAGAAGAGGAAUCUAAAAAGUACAUGGAAGGAGGUGAUGAGGAGAAACUUGCUCAUGAGGAAGGUGAAAGCAAGGAGGAGGAGGCUGGACACCACACUCCUGCUCAGGAUGAGACACUUCACACGGAAGAAAAAAAGCACUACCAGGAAACUGGGAGAGAGGAGGAGAGGAGUUACCACAGUGAAGAGGAAAGCAAAGAGGGCAAGUGUUGUGAGAAUGUAGAGGCUGCUGUUCUCACCAAGAAGUCCCACUCUGAGAGCAUGAGCAUGGAUGAGUUCCGUGGUGGGAAUGAUCAGAGCCCCAGGGGCCGCUGGCACCUGGAGGAGGGAAUGCAGAGCCCUUCCAAACAAAUUCGGGAAGAUGAAGAGGGAGAGGAAGAAAGGAGUGAGAAAUACCACCGUGAGUCUCAGGAACGUGGUUUUUCCCACCAGCAGGAGCGUGAAGAAUCUGAGGAGAGUGAAGAAAGAGAGGAGGGAAAGGAGCCCUUCAAAGGCAAAGGUUACCAUGGGAAGCACAGGCAGGGUGACUCCUAUGAAGAGAAGAGGGGCCAUGGUGGUGAGAGGGGGGAGCCAGCAGGGGGAUCACACCCAGGGGAGGCCAAUCUCUGGGAGCAGUGGAAGCACCGACAGAAACAUCAGGAAGAGUCUGAGGAGAAGGGUGGCUCUCCUGGGAGGCGUGGACCCGAGGAGCUGCAGGAGGAGAGGCCUGCAGAGCAGGGCAGCGAGGAGCACAGGGACAGCUGGCAGCAGAGCCAGGAGAGCAGGGAAGAGGAAAACAAGAGGCACCACCACAGCGAGGAGAGCACUGAGAAGUGGCGCGAGGAGAGGAGGCAGCACGAUGGAUCCCACCGUCCUGGGGGGAGGAUGUACCUUGCUGAUGGAAACGAGGAGGAGCUGGCCAGGUACGUCAGCGAGGAGAAGCAGCGCCGUGUGGGAGGGAGAGCCCGCUUAGGGAACAGGCAGCAGGAGGGCUCCCAGAAGGCUCGAGAGCACAAGGGGCAGGCCAGCAGGCACUACAGCACUGAGGACAGCCUGGAGGAGGAGGAGGAGGUGGAAAAGAAACAUCACAGCAGUGACCAGGUGGAAAAUGAAGAGGAGGAAAGGUUUGCAGAGAGAGGAGAGUACAGAGGCCAUCUCCCCGCCGAGAAAGAGAAGAGAACUGCAGCAUCCUACAGGCCUUUCUACCCACUGCUGUGGUGGAAAAGCCGGCACUUGGACAAAAGGGAUGGUGCAGGGGAGCAGCUUCUGGAGGGCAGGGAGGAAGGCAGGCCUGCCCUGAGUGAGAAGAGCCUUUUCCCUGAAUACAAUGACUAUGAGUGGUGGUCAGAAAAGCAGAUCCAGAAUGCUCUGAAGCACAGGCGCAGCGAGAAGAGGAAUGCUGGCAAAACGAACAGAUACGAUGUGGAAAGGCAGUACAAGAAGAUGGAUCAACUUGCACAACUUCUGAACUACAGGAAGAAGUCAGCUGAACUGCCAGGGCUGUACAGCUCUGGAGAAGACCUGAAGAAGCGUCACGUGGCUGGGAAUGACAGAAGGAGCCUAAGCCAGAGGCCCCUGACAGAAGAGGAGGAAAAGCAGCUGGAAAACUUGGCCACCAUGGAUCUGGAGCUGCAGAACAUAGCAGAGAAGAUCAACAGCCUCAGGAGAGGCUGAAGGUGUCCCGUGUUCUGUGGUAAAGUCACUGCCACUGGAUUGUUGUUUGCCCUAAACCCAGGAAAUUCUAUUCACUGUCCACUCUUGUGUAGUGAUUUACACAGCUGAAAGUGUCUUUAAUUUGCUGUUAUGCUCCUGAGACCUUAAUUGGCAUGAAUUUUAGUAACAUAACCUUUCAUGUGGGCAGGUAUUUUUAAUAUGCUUUUGGAGAUAAUUGUGUUAGUGUUCUUCAGGAAUAUAUUUGUCUGAGUUUGCAAUAAUAAAAACCAUUGAUCUUGGACCAAA